Molecule: messenger RNA, 2347 nt
Organism: Polyodon spathula (Mississippi paddlefish)
Lineage: Eukaryota; Metazoa; Chordata; Actinopteri; Acipenseriformes; Polyodontidae
Product: tumor necrosis factor receptor superfamily member 14-like
Exons: 9
Coding region: 266-1111 (281 amino acids)
Biological process (GO): defense response to Gram-positive bacterium; defense response to Gram-negative bacterium; positive regulation of peptidyl-tyrosine phosphorylation
Cellular component (GO): external side of plasma membrane
Molecular function (GO): protein binding
Source: RefSeq, a predicted model, not a curated record
UGGAGACCUUUGCAUAAAAAGAGGAAUGGAAGGUGGUCUUUGAAAAUCGAACUGAAUUUUGAUCGCUGUAUUAAAACAGUAGUCUCCUCAGAUUAAGGGAUUAGUCUAUGACGGGUACGUGUAGUGACCUGUUGUAACCUAUAGAGGGAGUGUACUUUAUUUCCAGUAGAGCGCACAGUAGAAUUGUUUGCUGAAAUUAAACAGGUUUAAAUAUUUUAUGUUGGCUGCUUGAAUAUGAAAAGUAAUAGACGUUGUGGUUGAAAGUAUGCUGCCUUCAUUUCUAAUGAUCCUGUUCUUUGUAAAUAUUAAAACUGUGGUUCGCUCUUGCGCUGCUUCAGAAUUUUCUGUGGAGGGACAGUGUUGCCCCAUGUGCAGUGCAGGCUCUUCUGUACACAAGCUAUGCACACAUGACAUCAGUACAAGCUGCAUCCCGUGUGAACGCGGUACCUACACUGAAGAACCCAAUGGAUUACUUAAAUGCUUUCCGUGCAAAAACUGCGAUCAAGCUUUGGGCCUCACAGUUCGUCAUGAAUGUCAACGCCAUAAAAACACCAUUUGUGGUCCUUUGACUGGAUAUUUCUGUUCUGGAAAAGCAAGGGGUGGUGGCUGUGAUCAGGGUCAAAAACAUACGGUCUGUAAAGCUGGACAGAGAGUCCAGUCACAAGGGACUGCUGAAUCUGAUACAAGAUGUGAAGGCUGCCCUGAAGGAACCUUCUCAACAAAAAACAUGUCGUUAGAUUGCACCCCGUGGACAGAUUGUGCAUUAAAUGGCAAAGUGAAGUAUACAGAUGGGACUUCAACAGCAGAUGUGCAGUGUCAGGAAAAACAGCCCGUGGGUUUAAUAGUUGGAUCAAUAGUUGGAUUAUGUCUUUUUGUCGGAGUCGGAGUCGGAGUCGGAGUCAGGUAUUGGAAGAUUAAAGGUGCAUUUCUAAAUAAGAAAUCCUCUGAAACAGAAGAUAAAGGGACUGAAGAAUCUGUUUUACCAAUACAGGAAUCAAUGCUUCCAGCACAGAAUGAGCAACUAAAUAAUAUGAGCCACAGGUCAGAAGACAGUUCUGGCACACUUUUGUCUGCUUCCACUUUUGAUAGUGGAGUGAGACUUUACCCCUAGAACAGCAUGUGACAUGGCUCUUCCGGUUGGCGCGUCCUCGUCGCUGAGCUGGACUCAUCUGGAAAGAUAUAGAGAUUGGCACCUUGUACAAUUAAUUUUCUUGAGGUUUUGAAUUUUCCAGUCAUGAGACAAAGACCAACCAACUGAAAUGCUCAAAUAGUGUAGCAGAUCCUUUUCUUACAGAGUAACUUGUUUUGAGCUGGAACAGUACUUCUCUUUUAAGUCUUUGCAUCUGACUUGUUGAAUUCAACACCGUGUCUGCAAGAGUGAGCCAGAGGUACCCAAGGUAAACAGUAGUGCCAGCAGGGAAGUUGGGUGUCUGUCAUCUCUAACCCCUGCCUCUCCAGGCUGAGCUCCAAUGAAUCAGAAAGAACAGCAGCAGUACGGUCUGAGUCUGUCUGAUCACACAGUAACCCCCAGAGAUACUGACUGGGAAACUGCGGUUUUUACAUGGAAAUAAAUGAAAUAAAAAAUACAAAUGAGGACGUUCUUUAGAUGUAAAAGGAAAGAAACACAACGAAUGGGCGAGGCUUCCGUGUUAAAGUUGAGGUCAUUCCCCUUUGUUUACCAUUGGUAUCUGCCCAACCCCGCUGUCCUGUCACAUGGCCCGUCUGUGUUACCAUUGUAUUACAUCCACGCGUCCUCCUUUUUACAAGGAUAUGUGUGACCUGCUCCCCUUUCUUUUAAACCAUAGAUCCCUGGAUAGGUCAGGAAGGGAAGAGUUACCGUACAGACUAGGUUAAUUCCCAAAGCAGUAGAGUGAUUGUUGCGAUUUGAAAAUGAUUUACACACACUAUCUUGAUUGUUAAUGAUAAGGGUGUGGCUCACUCGCAAGAGUGUCCGCUAAUCAAAGACUUACUGUUUUUGUUUUCCUUUGGGGUUUUUUUUUUCAUUUUAUAUAAAACUAUGUGAAAGUUGCACGGUCAUGUACUGCAUUGAAUUAAUUGCCUUGGAUCGGGCAGUAUUGCACUAUGAGUGAGCAGUGUGGUUAACCACAGAGCAGACAGCCCCAUGAGAAUAACAGCGAACUGCAAAAGCACUUUUACAAAGGAGACAUGAUAUUCUUACAAUGUUAUCUAUUACAGCUACAGUUUCAACUGUACAUUGCCUGUUUCACUGUAAUAUAGUAGUAUAACUCAAAUCAUUUAUGUAUUUUUUUUUUUUAAGUAGGUUCUGGUAUUAUAGUAGUUUGUAUAUAUGUAAAUAAAGGACCACAUUCUGAAGCAAAUGUUUCAA